This is a messenger RNA of Phragmites australis (common reed), 2364 nucleotides long. RefSeq lists its product as uncharacterized. Bases 271 to 2166 code for a protein of 631 amino acids. The record is from RefSeq and is a predicted model, not a curated record. Lineage: Eukaryota; Viridiplantae; Streptophyta; Magnoliopsida; Poales; Poaceae. The transcript has 9 exons.
UUUCGAAACCACUUCCUCGGCUCUUCCUUCCGACGGCAAGGAAGCCUUCCGCCUCGACCUUUUCCUACCCUCGCCUAGAUCGCACCGAGACCGAGCGUUCCGGCAGGAACGAAGCGGACUGAGGAAUCCCCGUUCCCGUCGCGCGAUCUGAUUGGUCCCUCGGUCGGGGCGUUCAGGGCAAUGCUGCGCGGAUCGAGCUGCUGCUGAUCACGAAUUUCAUCCUGGUAUCUUUUGAUUGCUAUGAGCAUUGGAUGAAGUUAAUGCUAAUCUAUGGAAGUGGAUGGCUCACACGGUGCUCUAGUUAAUAAGAGUGAAGACAAUGACUUCGAAAAGAAAGGCAGUUCCGAUCCUGUGGUUUACCAGCUAGUUCGGGUUGAAGGCGAUGGAACACUUGUUCCUGCUACAGAGGAUGAGGUUUUGCAGUUUGAACAUUUCCUUCACGAUGAGAAGGUUGAUCUCCCGUCUAUUGAAGAUGUAGGGCAUGUAGAGGAGCUUUUCAGCAAUGAUUGCAUGUUACUGAAAAAGUCUGACUUGGAAGGGGGCUCUUCAAAAUUGGAGACCACAGAAGUAGGCACUCAAAAAUUGGGUGCUGACUUAAAGGAAAACAUGUUACAGUCACAGGAUGAUUCCCUUAGUCCUCCAGCAAAGUGUACAGUUGUUCAUGGUCAGCAGACAGAUAAAUUGCACACAGACCAAGGGGACAACAACAUCGUCCAACAGGACAACGCUUCAACCAAGACUACAAACUCAAUAGUGUUAAAUGACUCUUGCAUUGCUGAAAAAGACAAGGCUGAUGUCUGUUCAAGACCUGUAGACAACAUAUCUACAGGACCAUUUGUUUCUGGAGUUACUAGUUCAGUGCCUGAUUUUUCCAUUUUAAGAGGAGAAGUCUGCCUGGAUGAUCUUACAAUUAGAGAACUUCAGGAAACAUUUAGAGCCACAUUUGGGCGGCAGACUACUGUGAAGGACAAGUUAUGGCUCAAAAGACGAAUUAUAAUGGGCUUGACCAAUUCCUGUGAUGUUCCAAGUUCAGGUUGUGUAGUUAAAGACUAUAAAAUUGUUGGCAAGGAUGCCAAACAUGAGAUACCAAAGAUGGAUGAAAUACCGAAGGUUGAGCUUCAAGCUACUUAUUUGGUCAGGGACCAAGUCAUAGAUCCAGGAAACGAAGGAGACUCACCAUCUAGCUCUUACUAUCAGAGUGAGGACCAACAAGGAUCCUCCAAGAGGCUCAAAAGAGUACCAAUACAUAACAAUGAACCGCAAGGAAAUCUUGUGGCCGACCAAUGCACUAAUAAGAGAUCUAGGAAGCCAACAAAAAGGUACAUUGAGGAGUUUUCAGAUAUUGAAACUCGUGACUCCACUGGAAAACUUUCUUCACCAGCAAAAAAGCCUUCAUACGAUGAGGUGUUUCUGAAACCGUGGGUAACACCUUUCCAUGAUGUUGAUUCAUUGAGUACAAUCUAUCCUACUAGAAAAGAUACUCUUGGAGGAUUUAGUGUACAAAUUCCUUAUGUAUCAAGGAUGAGAAGGGGGAGUCGGCGCCCUAGGAAGGACUUCAUUUCAUUUGUGGAUAAUGAACCUUCUGUGGAAUGUAGUGUGGCUCAGAGAGCAGUUGGUGUGAUGUUGGAAAAAGAUGGUGUAGAACGGAACCACGUGAGGAAAGCAUUUGAAGUUCCACUAGUGGUAAAUGUUGAGAAAGGACAUAUAGAAGCAGCUGAUAAUAAGGGGGUUCAGAACCUACAAACAAACAUUUACAAUGCUGGUGCCAAGCCCAAAAUGAAGCGGGGUUUGACGCGGAAGCAUCACCGAGCAUGGACACUGUGUGAGGUCAUGAAGCUGGUUGAUGGUGUGGCUCGGUUUGGAGCUGGCAAAUGGUCUGAGAUUAGAAAACUUGCCUUUGCCUCGUAUUCUUACCGCACUUCAGUGGAUCUCAAGGAUAAGUGGCGGAACCUGAUCAGGGCCAGCCAGACACAGCUUCCUGCGCAAAAAGAUGGUGGCUGUCCACGGAAGAUUAACCCUUCUAUCACACCAAUACCACCAUCCAUUUUGUUACGAGUGAAGGAACUAAAUGAGCUGCAGUCGCAAGGGGGCGGCUUCACGGCGCCAAUCAAGUCCUCUGGGCAGAACAUCAAGGUUGUACAGGGAAAAGGGUCAGGAUUUUUGUGAUCCGUGUAAUGCAGAUAGAGAGAGAGAAAAAAGGCUAGCAAGAUAGUUACACGCUUUUGGACGAUGGAUUGUACAUAUUAUUACUACGAAGUUGUGGUCACGUUAUCCGUCUGCAAAAUGUUCUCUACAAAUGCAUUGCACGUUGUCCGGUGUCUCCUGUGAAAUCGAGCUGGAGCAUGCUGCUUGUUGUCCAGAAAA